Molecule: messenger RNA, 1580 nt
Organism: Anopheles moucheti
Lineage: Eukaryota; Metazoa; Arthropoda; Insecta; Diptera; Culicidae
Gene: shams
Product: glucoside xylosyltransferase 2
Exons: 3
Coding region: 231-1361 (376 amino acids)
Biological process (GO): protein O-linked glycosylation via N-acetylgalactosamine
Molecular function (GO): UDP-xylosyltransferase activity
Source: RefSeq, a predicted model, not a curated record
CGAUAGCUAAUAUUGGCACAAAUACUUCGCGAAAAGCAUGCUCGCAAUUGCUUGACACUGUGUACGUACAGAACAGUAAGGUGUUUGCAAAUUUCAGGCUCAUAGCAUUCCAGUGCCAUAUUUAGAACAUUGUGUUUGUCACGGAAAUGAAAACGAAUCAAGGAUAGCCUCCGCUGUGUAGGAGUUAAGGCAGUUGACGAUGCUCAAAUGGUUUCUCCAGUCACUGAACAAUGAGAACCUUCCGAUAUGUGGCGUUGCUAGCAGCGGCAUCGUUUCUGUUGCUUCUGUACUACAUCUACCGGGUUGGAGACCGACCCAAUUUGGGCGAGCAGGAUUCGGCUGAUCGUCUUCCAAAUGGGCAAUCAAAUGCUGAUAUUGGAAGAAAAUCUUAUGCUAGUUCAUCGAAUGGCACCGAGAUUUCGGUGGUGGUGGUGGCAUGCAACGAAAGGCACAACGAAGCCCUCAAUAUGAUCAAAUCGGCAAUAAUGUUUAAUCGCAAUCUAUCCCCACUACGCUUUGUGGUGAUAGCAGAGGAAAAGCUGAAGUUAAAUUUCAUGGAAAAGUUGAAUGAUUGGCAAGAAGUAACCGAUCGAAUAUUUACCUACGAAAUCCAUUCCCUAACGUUUCCACGAGCCAACAAGGACGAAUGGAGGAAACUGUUUAAACCUUGCGCUGCCCAAAGACUAUUCCUGCCGUCACUACUGCAACAUCUGGAUGCGGUGUUGUACGUUGAUUCUGAUACCGUGUUUCUGUCACCAGUACAGGAAAUAUGGGCAAUGUUUCAGAGCUUCAACGCAUCUCAGUUCGCCGGUAUGGCACCGGAGCAUGAAGAUACGAAUGCCGGAUGGUACAAUCGUUUCGCACGGCAUCCCUACUAUGGAGAGCUAGGAGUGAACUCAGGUGUCAUGUUGAUGAACCUUACGCGAAUGCGAGACUUUCGCUGGGAGGAACACAUACUGCCGAUAUAUCGCGAGUAUCGUUUACAACUAGUGUGGGGUGAUCAGGACAUACUGAACGUGCUGUUCCACUACAAUCCGGACCGGUUGUAUAUCUUUCCUUGCGAUUGGAACUAUCGCGCCGACCAUUGCAUGUACAUGAGCGUGUGCGACGCUCCGGAUGGGGUGAAAAUCAUCCACGGCAAUAGAGGAUACUUCCAUUCGCGGGCACAGCCCAUCUUUAACCUUAUCUACUCGACCAUCGAAGAGUUUACAUUUCGGACGGAUGUUUACAGCAACUUCAUACGCACAAUCGAAGAAUCGCUGGUGCUACCAAGCAACUCGAACUGUGAUAAACUUUUGGACAAAUUCUUGCAAGAUCCACGCAAACAUUUCAAGGAGAAUCAAUACGAAGAAGUGACGUAGCGCCUACGGUGAUUGGCAUUUGGUCGGUGGUAUGCUUUUGGAGAACCUUUUGAGUCAUCUCUGUUUCACUUAAACUCGCAAACAUCCAUUCCACGAUGAUAUUUGUCCCAGAAUGAGGAGAUUAACGACCAAUACUCACGAAGCAGAUUUCUUUAGUGUAUCGUCACAAUCAUGCUAAACGUAAGAUGAAGCAACGUAAAUCGUUGAUCGUGUGUAUAA